Molecule: messenger RNA, 615 nt
Organism: Schistosoma intercalatum
Lineage: Eukaryota; Metazoa; Platyhelminthes; Trematoda; Strigeidida; Schistosomatidae
Source: the annotation of a GenBank genome assembly
AUGCUUUGUUGCAUUCCAAACGCUCCAGCGACUAGACGAAUAAAAAUUGACCGGUAUUCCAUAGGUAAUCCAAUAAACUUUCGACACAUUGCACACAUGGGUAGCUCAGAAAUAUCAGAUAAUAAUGUAUGCAAUUCUUUUGGUCUCCUCGACCAACAAUCUCUACCAGUGCACUUAAAAUUGAUUGACUUACCUAAUCUGUCAGGUAACAACAACACUUCAGUAUCAUGUGGUCCUUUAACUCCGUCAAGUUUAUGUGUCAGUUCUACAGUUUCAUUUACUUUUACCACCCAAUCACCAAUGUCAACAACUAUAGCAAAAUCAACCAAAAGGAACUCGCUUUUGGAUCAUAAUUCUGUGUUACAUGAGCCUUGUAAAACAACUCACGUUGUUAUGCGCCAUUCAACUCACUUGAGCAAUCUAAAGCCAGAAUCACCUCGUCUCGAUCUCAGUUUGCCGUUGCCUCCACCACCACCACCUCCUCCUCCUGUUAAUCCUGCUAAUCUUCGUUCUAUGUUACACCAUUUUUUCCUGUUAUUUGAUUACAAACACCAGAUUAUAGAAGAACUAAGACUUUUCUUGUUGGUAGUCAACCAAUCCUCACAUCCGUUAUAG